AUGAAAAUGUAAACAAUUCGGACUAUUGAUUUUAGCAAGGCAAAUAAAUAGAUAAAGGAUCUGUCCAAUAGAUUUCUGUAGAGCAAAAUGCUUAGGAAGAACAAAGAGAAUUGCAAUCCAAAUACGGGGUCUUUAGAGAGUGCAGCGAAAUUACUCUUAGAGGCCUUGCAAAAACCUAUCUUAAGAAAUCUGAGAGAUUUAAUUAGGAUUAAGGAAUCAAUGGUUUGCGAGAGAAAUAUUUUCGAUGAAGUUUGUUCGAUGGGUUACAGUGAGAAUUCAGAUGUGGGAGAAGGGUUCAAGAUUUCUUUUGCCAACCUCAGUAUCAAGUAGGAGAGCAUUGUUGAUUGUGAGAGCAUUUAACCAACCAAUGCUCCGAUUCUAUUGUUUAUGGUGUUAUAAAACAUCCGAAAGAAGAAGAUGAUUAUCUCAUUUCAAGAAAUCAAAUAUUUUAUUCUUUAAAGGAACUUAAAAUCAGUUAAUAAGAGAUUGCAGUAUGCAAAGAGAGAACAAUUAAGAAAGAUACUAAUAAAUAAGAGGAAACAGGAGGAGUUAUUGAUGUAGGUGUACUUGAAAUAUUGGUCUCAGCAAACAUAACUUUUGAUAUUUUUUGAUCACUUCGGAUCUAAGAUUGAGAAGAUUUACAAAACCAAACUCAAUCAGCAUUUUAAUACAAUGAAAUGUUAAAUUCAAAGGAGAGAGGGAUUUAUUCGAUUAACAAGGUUUGUAAAUAUUAAAUUAUUUGAAUAUGGAUAAUGUUUGAAUAAAGUCUAUAAGAAUUUGCAUUUGCAAAAAUGUUUAUAGAAGCAAAUUCAAUCUGUGAAAUAAGGAUCUCCGAUUAUAUUUGAGUUAUUGUAUUAAUUUCAAAAUAAGUUAUAGAAAUAAAGCAUUAAAAUAUUAUUAUUACACUCAUUGAGGUAGAAGAGGAGAUUGAAGUCUUUUUCAUAUGGAUUGUAGGAUUUAGAUAAGAUUUUUAAGAAAAUAAAUUGUAGAUGGGGAUUUAACAAAUUACAAAAUAAACACCAACAUAAAAGAAUGAUGUUACCAACAAAAUAUUUAGUAAUGGCCCUCCAAAAACUAUAGGAUCGAUAAAAGCAUUGGGUUUUGCGCAAAUUAAAUUAAUGA
Messenger RNA from Paramecium tetraurelia, 1122 nucleotides. RefSeq lists its product as uncharacterized. Lineage: Eukaryota; Ciliophora; Oligohymenophorea; Peniculida; Parameciidae. The record is from RefSeq and is a predicted model, not a curated record. The transcript has 2 exons.